AUGGACGUGGACGUGGACGUGGACGUGGACGUGGACGUGGACAUGGACGUGGACGUGGACGUGGACGUGGACGUGGACGUGGACAUGGACGUGGACGUGGACAUGGACGUGGACGUGGACGUGGACGUGGACAUGGACGUGGACGUGGACGUGGACAUGGACGUGGACGUGGACGUGGACAUGGACGUGGACAUGGACGUGGACAUGGACGUGGACUGGACGGACGUGGACGUGGACGUGGACAUGGACGUGGACGUGGACGUGGACGUGGACGUGGACGUGGACGGGGACAUGGACGUGGACGUGGACGUGGACGUGGACGUGGACGUGGACGUGGACGUGGACGUGGACGUGGACAUGGACGUGGACGUGGACGUGGACAUGGACGUGGACGUGGACAUGGACGUGGACGUGGACAUGGACGUGGACAUGGACGUGGACAUGGACGUGGACGUGGACGUGGACGUGGACAUGGACGUGGACGUGGACGUGGACGUGGACAUGGACGUGGACGUGGACGUGGACGUGGACGUGGACGUGGACAUGGACGUGGACGUGGACGUGGACAUGGACGUGGACGUGGACGUGGACAUGGACGACGUGGACGUGGACAUGGACGUGGACGUGGACGUGGACGUGGACGUGGACGUGGACGUGGACGUGGACAUGGACGUGGACGUGGACGUGGACGUGGACGUGGACAUGGACGUGGACUGGACGUGGACGUGGACGUGGACGUGGACGUGGACGUGGACGUGGACGUGGACAUGGACGUGGACGUGGACGUGGACGUGGACAUGGACAUGGACGUGGACGUGGACGUGGACGUGGACGUGGACAUGGACGUGGACGUGGACAUGGACGUGGACGUGGACAUGGACGUGGACAUGGACGUGGACAUGGACGUGGACAUGGACGUGGACGUGGACGUGGACAUGGACGUGGACAUGGACGUGGACAUGGACGUGGACAUGGACGUGGACGUGGACGUGGACGUGGACAUGGACGUGGACGUGGACGUGGACGUGGACGUGGACAUGGACGUGGACGUGGACGUGGACGUGGACGUGGACGUGGACGUGGACGUGGACGUGGACGUGGACGUGGACAUGGACGUGGACGUGGACGUGGACAUGGACGUGGACGUGGACGUGGACGUGGACGUGGACGUGGACGUGGACAUGGACGUGGACAUGGACGUGGACGUGGACGUGGACGUGGACAUGGACGUGGACGUGGACAUGGACGUGGACAUGGACGUGGACGUGGACGUGGACGUGGACGUGGACGUGGACAUGGACGUGGACGUGGACGUGGACAUGGACGUGGACGUGGACGUGGACAUGGACGUGGACAUGGACGUGGACAUGGACGUGGACGUGGACGUGGACGUGGACGUGGACAUGGACGUGGACGUGGACGUGGACAUGGACGUGGACGUGGACAUGGACGUGGACAUGGGACGUGGACGUGGACGUGGACGUGGACAUGGACGUGGACAUGGACGUGGACGUGGACGUGGACGUGGACAUGGACGUGGACGUGGACGUGGACGUGGACGUGGACGUGGACAUGGACGUGGACAUGGACGUGGACGUGGACAUGGACGUGGACGUGGACGUGGACGUGGACGUGGACGUGGACGUGGACGUGGACGUGGACAUGGACGUGGACGUGGACGUGGACGUGGACAUGGACGUGGACAUGGACGUGGACAUGGACGUGGACGUGGACAUGGACGUGGACGUGGACGUGGACAUGGACGUGGACGUGGACGUGGACAUGGACGUGGACAUGGACGUGGACGGACGUGGACGUGGACAUGGACGUGGACGUGGACGUGGACGUGGACGUGGACGUGGACGUGGACGUGGACAUGGACGUGGACGUGGACGUGGACGUGGACGUGGACAUGGACGUGGACUGGACGUGGACGUGGACGUGGACGUGGACAUGGACGUGGACAUGGACGUGGACGUGGACGUGGACGUGGACGUGGACGUGGAGGACGUGGACGUGGACAUGGACGUGGACGUGGACGUGGACGUGGACAUGGACGUGGACGUGGACGUGGACGUGGACGUGGACGUGGACGUGGACGUGGACGUGGACAUGGACGUGGACGUGGACAUGGACGUGGACGUGGACGUGGACGUGGACGUGGACGUGGACGUGGACGUGGACAUGGACGUGGACGUGGACGUGGACGUGGACAUGGACAUGGACGUGGACGUGGACGUGGACAUGGACGUGGACAUGGACGUGGACGUGGACAUGGACGUGGACGUGGACGUGGACAUGGACGUGGACGUGGACGUGGACAUGGACGUGGACAUGGACGUGGACAUGGACGUGGACGUGGACGUGGACGUGGACAUGGACGUGGACGUGGACAUGGACGUGGACGUGGACGUGGACGUGGACGUGGACAUGGACGUGGACGUGGACGUGGACAUGGACGUGGACGUGGACGUGGACAUGGACGUGGACAUGGACGUGGACAUGGACGUGGACAUGGACGUGGACAUGGACGUGGACAUGGACGUGGACGUGGACAUGGACGUGGACGUGGACGUGGACGUGGACGUGGACAUGGACGUGGACGUGGACGUGGACAUGGACGUGGACAUGGACGUGGACGUGGACGUGGACGUGGACAUGGACGUGGACGUGGACGUGGACGUGGACGUGGACGUGGACAUGGACGUGGACAUGGACGUGGACGUGGACGUGGACGUGGACAUGGACGUGGACGUGGACGUGGACGUGGACGUGGACGUGGACGUGGACGUGGACGUGGACAUGGACGUGGACGUGGACGUGGACGUGGACGUGGACGUGGACAUGGACGUGGACGUGGACGUGGACAUGGACGUGGACGUGGACGUGGACGUGGACGUGGACGUGGACAUGGACGUGGACAUGGACGUGGACAUGGACGUGGACGUGGACGUGGACGUGGACAUGGACGUGGACGUGGACGUGGACAUGGACGUGGACAUGGACGUGGACAUGGACGUGGACGUGGACGUGGACGUGGACGUGGACAUGGACGUGGACGUGGACGUGGACGUGGACAUGGACGUGGACGUGGACGUGGACGUGGACAUGGACGACGUGGACGUGGACAUGGACGUGGACGUGGACGUGGACGUGGACAUGGACGUGGACGUGGACGUGGACAUGGACGUGGACGUGGACGUGGACGUGGACAUGGACGUGGACGUGGACGUGGACGUGGACGUGGACGUGGACGUGGACGUGGACGUGGACGUGGACGUGGACGUGGACGUGGACAUGGACGUGGACGUGGACGUGGACGUGGACAUGGACAUGGACGUGGACGUGGACGUGGACGUGGACGUGGACAUGGACGUGGACGUGGACAUGGACGUGGACGUGGACAUGGACGUGGACAUGGACGUGGACAUGGACGUGGACAUGGACGUGGACGUGGACGUGGACAUGGGACUGGACAUGGACGUGGACAUGGACGUGGACAUGGACGUGGACGUGGACGUGGACGUGGACGUGGACAUGGACGUGGACGUGGACGUGGACGUGGACGUGGACAUGGACGUGGACGUGGACGUGGACGUGGACGUGGACGUGGACGUGGACGUGGACGUGGACGUGGACGUGGACAUGGACGUGGACGUGGACGUGGACGUGGACGUGGACGUGGACGUGGACGUGGACAUGGACGUGGACGUGGACAUGGACGUGGACGUGGACGUGGACGUGGACAUGGACGUGGACAUGGACGUGGACGUGGACAUGGACGUGGACAUGGACGUGGUGGACGUGGACAUGGACGUGGACAUGGACGUGGACGUGGACGUGGACGUGGACGUGGACGUGGACAUGGACGUGGACGUGGACGUGGACGUGGACAUGGACGUGGACGUGGACAUGGACGUGGACAUGGACGUGGACAUGGACGUGGACGUGGACAUGGACGUGGACGUGGACGUGGACAUGGACGUGGACGUGGACGUGGACAUGGACGUGGACGUGGACGUGGACGUGGACGUGGACAUGGACGUGGACGUGGACGUGGACGUGGACGUGGACAUGGACGUGGACGUGGACGUGGACGUGGACGUGGACGUGGACGUGGACAUGGACGUGGACAUGGACGUGGACGUGGACAUGGACGUGGACGUGGACGUGGACAUGGACGUGGACGUGGACGUGGACGUGGACGUGGACGUGGACAUGGACGUGGACGUGGACGUGGACGUGGACGUGGACAUGGACGUGGACAUGGACGUGGACGUGGACGUGGACGUGGACAUGGACGUGGACGUGGACGUGGACAUGGACGUGGACGUGGACGACGUGGACAUGGACAUGGACGUGGACGUGGACGUGGACAUGGACGUGGACGUGGACGUGGACAUGGACGUGGACGUGGACGUGGACGUGGACGUGGACGUGGACAUGGACGUGGACGUGGACGUGGACGUGGACGUGGACAUGGACGUGGACGUGGACGUGGACGUGGACGUGGACGUGGACGUGGACGUGGACGUGGACGUGGACGUGGACGUGGACGUGGACAUGGACGUGGACAUGGACGUGGACGUGGACGUGGACAUGGACGUGGACGUGGACGUGGACGUGGACGUGGACAUGGACGUGGACAUGGACGUGGACAUGGACGUGGACGUGGACAUGGACGUGGACGUGGACGUGGACAUGGACGUGGACGUGGACGUGGACGUGGACGUGGACAUGGACGUGGACGUGGACGUGGACAUGGACGUGGACGUGGACAUGGACGUGGACAUGGACGUGGACAUGGACGUGGACGUGGACAUGGACGUGGACGUGGACGUGGACAUGGACGUGGACGUGGACAUGGACGUGGACAUGGACGUGGACGUGGACGUGGACGUGGACAUGGACGUGGACAUGGACGUGGACGUGGACGUGGACGUGGACAUGGACGUGGACGUGGACGUGGACGUGGACGUGGACGUGGACGUGGACAUGGACGUGGACAUGGACGUGGACGUGGACAUGGACGUGGACGUGGACGUGGACGUGACGUGGACGUGGACGUGGACGUGGACGUGGACGUGGACAUGGACGUGGACGUGGACGUGGACGUGGACGUGGACGUGGACAUGGACGUGGACAUGGACGUGGACGUGGACAUGGACGUGGACGUGGACGUGGACAUGGACGUGGACGUGGACGUGGACAUGGACGUGGACAUGGACGUGGACGGACGUGGACGUGGACAUGGACGUGGACGUGGACGUGGACGUGGACGUGGACGUGGACGUGGACGUGGACAUGGACGUGGACGUGGACAUGGACGUGGACGUGGACAUGGACGACGUGGACAUGGACGUGGACAUGGACGUGGACGUGGACGUGGACAUGGACGUGGACGUGGACGUGGACAUGGACGUGGACGUGGACGUGGACGUGGACAUGGACAUGGACGUGGACGUGGACGUGGACGUGGACGUGGACGUGGACGUGGACGUGGACGUGGACGUGGACGUGGACGUGGACAUGGACGUGGACGUGGACGUGGACGUGGACAUGGACGUGGACGUGGACGUGGACAUGGACGUGGACGUGGACGUGGACGUGGACGUGGACGUGGACAUGGACGUGGACGUGGACGUGGACGUGGACGUGGACAUGGACGUGGACAUGGACGUGGACGUGGACGUGGACGUGGACAUGGACGUGGACGUGGACGUGGACAUGGACGUGGACGUGGACGUGGACGCGGACGUGGACGUGGACAUGGACGUGGACGUGGACGUGGACGUGGACGUGGACGUGGACGUGGACGUGGACGUGGACAUGGACGUGGACGUGGACGUGGACGUGGACAUGGACGUGGACGUGGACGUGGACAUGGACGUGGACGUGGACGUGGACGGACGUGGACAUGGACGUGGACGUGGACGUGGACGUGGACGUGGACGUGGACGUGGACAUGGACGUGGACGUGGACGUGGACGUGGACGUGGACGUGGACGUGGACGUGGACAUGGACGUGGACGUGGACGUGGACGUGGACGUGGACAUGGACGUGGACGUGGACAUGGACGUGGACGUGGACGUGGACGUGGACGUGGACAUGGACGUGGACGUGGACGUGGACGUGGACAUGGACGUGGACGUGGACGUGGACGUGGACGUGGACUGGACGUGGACGUGGACGUGGACAUGGACGUGGACGUGGACGUGGACAUGGACGUGGACGUGGACGUGGACGUGGACAUGGACGUGGACAUGGACGUGGACGUGGACGUGGACAUGGACGUGGACGUGGACGUGGACGUGGACGUGGACGUGGACGUGGACGUGGACGUGGACAUGGACGUGGACGUGGACGUGGACAUGGACGUGGACAUGGACGUGGACGUGGACGUGGACAUGGACGUGGACGUGGACGUGGACAUGGACGUGGACGUGGACGUGGACGUGGACGUGGACGUGGACGUGGACAUGGACGUGGACGUGGACGUGGACGUGGACUGGACGUGGACAUGGACGUGGACGUGGACGUGGACGUGGACGUGGACGUGGACGUGGACAUGGACAUGGACGUGGACGUGA
This is a messenger RNA of Closterium sp. NIES-65, 6591 nucleotides long. NCBI's taxonomy places the organism in Eukaryota, Viridiplantae, Streptophyta, Zygnematophyceae, Desmidiales, Closteriaceae. The record is from the annotation of a GenBank genome assembly.